GAAAAAAGAGAAGUAGAGAUCAAGAGAGAGUUACAAUAUUAUUGUUCUCAAAAAUAUAUUUAAACAAAAAUGGGGAUAAAGCCAUCUAAGAGUAAGAUCAAAUCCCAUUUCAAAGCAAACAAAAGCUCUUUUCCAGCUAAAACUAUGGAGUUGAAGGUGGAGAACCCCAUGUGGAGAAAACCCGAAAACUUCGUCGGAGAAUCUUACAGUAGUGUCAGAGUGUAUGCAGAGGCCGACGGAGAAGAGGCAGAAAGCACAAGCACUGGAAGCUAUGGAGUUUGCGGGCGGUCGAGGUCGUUUCAGACGGUGGAGAUGGACGGCGUUCCGUUUUCCGGCAGGGCGGAGGAGAGGCUGGCUUGGCUGCGUUCUCAGAUUAUAGGUGGAGAAGCAGAGUUUGAUUCUCCAUUUGGAAAAAGACGAAUGUGUUAUGCUGAUCAUACAGCUUCUGGUCGUUCUCUUCGUUAUAUUGAAGAUUUCAUCCUCAGAAACGUUCUUCCAUUUUAUGGCAACACUCACACAUGCGACAGCUAUGUAGGACACCAUACGACAAAGAUGGUGAACGAUGCAACUACGUACAUCAAGAGGUGUUUGGGAGGUGGAGAAGAAGCACUUAUAUUCUGUGGACAAGGCACAACUUCCGCCAUUAAAAGACUACAAGAAGUGAUGGGCAUUGCAGUGCCAUCCAUUCUGAGAGAGAGAGUUAUAGAAACCCUAAAGGAAGAAGAAAGGUGGGUUGUUUUUGUUGGGCCUUAUGAGCAUCACUCCAACCUACUCUCAUGGCGGCAGAGCUUAGCCGAGGUGGUAGAAAUUGGAAUGGAUGAGAAUGGACUUUUAGACAUUGGGAUGCUCAAAUCCCAACUUGAGGCAUAUAAGAAAACUGGAAAUAGACCAAUUUUGGGUUCUUUCUCAGCUUGUAGUAAUGUCACAGGAAUUUAUUCAGAUACAAAAGCUAUUGCUACACUGAUUCAUCAAUAUGGAGGCCAUGUUUGCUUUGAUUUUGCUGCAAGUGGUCCUUAUGUGCAAAUUGAUAUGCAGUCAGGGGAAAUUGACGGCUAUGAUGCAAUUUUUCUAAGUACACACAAGUUUCUUGGAGGGCCUGGAUCACCUGGAAUCCUUCUAAUGAACAAAAGUCUGUAUAAGUUAAAAUCAUCUCCUCCAUCAACUUGUGGGGGUGGCACCGUGAGCUAUGUCAAUGGCUUCAGUGAAAAGGACACACUGUAUAAUGAAGAAAUAGAAGAGAGGGAAAAUGGUGGAACACCACAGAUAAUAGGAAUAAUAAGAGCAGCUUUGGCUUUUUGGGUAAAAGAAUAUAUCAGCUACCAAGAGAUAGAGAAGCAAGAGCACCAAUACAUAGAAAGGGCUUUGAAGAGACUUCUCCCAAAUAGAAGUAUCUGCAUUUUGGGGAGCACGUCUUCUAAGCGACAAGCCAUAUUAUCAUUUAUCAUUUACUCUUCGACUAAUUCAUCGCCCAACUGUACAACUGACAAAUUAUGUAAACCUAAGAGCAGAGAAAAGGUUGAAAAGCUUUACCUGUGGGAAGAGACGGGGUGUAUGAGAGCCAAACCUCUUCAUGGUCCUUUCGUAGCAGCACUACUGAGCGAUCUGUUCGGCAUUCAGUCUCGUGGAGGAUGCAGUUGUGCCGGUCCCUAUGGUCACAAGCUGCUCGACAUUGAUGAAACAUGUUCGCAUGCCUACAGAUCUGCCAUUGCUAAGGGCUAUGCUGGAAUAAAACCUGGAUGGACAAGAGUAAGCUUUCCCUACUACAUGCCAAAUGAGGAGUUCGAAUUCAUUUUAAAAGCUUUGGAAUUCAUAGCUGAUUAUGGACAAAGAUUCCUUCCUUUGUAUGCCUUCAAUUUGAGAAUUGGUAGCUGGACACUGAAGAAAAAUGAGCUCGCCGACCUACUCGGGAAGGAGAAUUACAGUGACGGUCACAUCUUUGCAUUCAAAAACCAGUUUACCAAUGCAGAAGCAAAGUUAGCAGCCAUAGUAUACAAGCAUAAAUCAUAUUUAGAAUCUGCCAAAAAGAUUGCCAAUCUUCUCCCCAAGUUCCCUCCUGAGAGAAAGUUACACGAGGACAUUGAAUCCUCUCUAUUAUACUUCAGAAUCUAGAAAAAUACCACAUUGCUCAUGAUAGUUGAAUAACGAUAACCAACAAAUAAACAAUGCAUUAAUGAAUUCUUUUUUCAAUAUU
This is a messenger RNA of Benincasa hispida (wax gourd), 2191 nucleotides long. RefSeq lists its product as uncharacterized. The record is from RefSeq and is a predicted model, not a curated record. NCBI's taxonomy places the organism in Eukaryota, Viridiplantae, Streptophyta, Magnoliopsida, Cucurbitales, Cucurbitaceae.